GCUCAAGGAGCUCGGUCCUCAUCGAUGGGAUGCCUUGUUGAUUGGACGUCGUUCUACUUCGCGAACAAGUGGCGAAGUGGACCUUGCUUGUAAGGAGCGGUAAGCUUGCAUCUUUUCUAUUUUGCAGGCGGGUGGCAAACAUACCGCCAGGGAGAUCAGGGCGGGCACUAUCGCCAUGGCUACCGCCCUCUCUUCGCAGCUGUCCUCACUGCGGUCGCUCAAUGCGCAGCGCCUCACCACCUCCGCGGCGGUGCGCCAUGCACAUGCACCAACCUCGUACCUCUUCAGCAGCCGGGAUGCCUCACGCCAAGACCUGCGCACGGUACAUGCCAUUGCGGUCAAUGGCUGGGAUGAGCUGUGCCGCUCUCACCCUCAUGUAGCCGGCAGCUGGGCCGGCGGAGCAGAAGGCAGUGCUCAGGGGAGCAAAGACGCAGAAAGCGCGUCGGCUGUGGAGCUUCUCUUUGGACAAAGUAGCAUUACUAGAGACCGGACCGUGCUGGGGAAGGAGGAGAAUGCGCAGAUCGACGCUGCGCUCGCUGCUUGGUUUCAUCAGUUCGGUGCGCUUCUGCUUGAAAAGAGUGCCAGCAAGUGUAUCGAAUGGCUUGUAAGGCGCUUCAGGGUACACGACUUCAACACCCAUCUCUUCAUAUCGGCUUUUCUCCCGUACCACGCGACACCGCAAUUUGCCCGAGUAGUCCAGAUCGCAGACUUGAGCAAGGCUCCGCUCCUCGCCUCUUUUCUUGCCCCAUACCAACAACAUCUCAAGAAAGCCUCUGCAGAUGGUGACCGAGAGGCUGACGAUUUGGUUGGGCCAGGGUUACCCAUCAGCACACUCCUCACCGCGCUUACACGGGAUAUACGCUCCACUAACGCUCUUGCGCUUUUGCGAUGGGUCGCAUCGCUCAUUUCUUCGUCAACCUCGUCAGCAGGCGCUUCAUCAUCGACAUCGAUAUCUGCAUCUAAACAGCCACCGCAUCGUGCGCUGCUGGCAUUUUGGACGAGCGUGCUCGUGCAUCUUUGCGUUCUUACGACCAAUCAGCAGUCGCAGUGCGGCUCAACGUCCUCUGGAUUCAGCACGAAUCAAGCUCAGGGAAAGGCGAAAAAAUCGACAAACAACAACGCAGUCGGUCGUGCCGACGAGCACCAGGCAAUUCUAGCCGUGAUCUUACCGGCGGCGACGGGGCUUGCUGCGCGCAGCGCGCGCUCACUCGCUACGAUUAAUGGUUCCACCGAUCUGAACUCGCACAUCGGCAAGGCAAAGAAGAGCCGAAAGUCGCAUGCUCUCACCAAGGCUACUCAAACCGAGUCCGUCCAUGUUCACGCAUGGAGUGAGGCGCACAAGGCCGCUUGCAUGCUGCUCUGCGCCGUCGCAAGCUGCUUCGAGCUCAGUACACAGGCCGUCAGUGCCUGCUUGCGAGAAAUUCUGCCCCCAUCAAAGCCCAAUGCGGAAGCCCGUCUAGUCGCGUCGGAGCCGGAGACGCGGGCAACCCUGGCAGCUUGCUAUGCUCUCAGCUCCCGUGUUCCGCUGCCAGGUGGUGCAGGACAAGAAGAAUCAGACGGAGAACUUUCAGCGUGCCUUCUCAGCAAAGCGCAUCUUCGUGCAUUGCUCGCACUUCCUCGAGUUCAAGCAAUAUUGGAUCAGGAUCUGCAGAGCGCAGCUUUUCAGGUAGACCAGUUCCUUGCGCAUCUCACCCACGCACUUCUUGCGUGCCUCCACGAAGGUGGCACUGAAGGUGAAGAUCUGCAAGCACAAGCGGACAUUCUCAAAAGCGUUGCACUGGCAGAGCAAACGCCGCAGGAAUUGCGGGUUACCAUCGGAAAGGCGCUCAUCGCCCUGCCUUUGCAGUCGUCAAGUGCUGCUGGGCAAGGCAAGAGUACAGGGACUCAUUGUCAAUCGGCGCACGCAGUAAGAGUACGCAUCCUCGCGGAGAUGCGACAGCGCUCACCCGAGUUCUUCGAGCGAGCUCUUCAAGGCUUUCUUCAGAGUCACGCGCUUGCGGACCCUGAGACUGGAAAGGGCACGCAUAAACUGAAACACAAGGCCAGCAAAGCAAUAGUUACAUCAAAGACGGACAGCGUUGCACAGCAGCAUGUCGCAGUCCUACUACAACAACUUAUUAUGGAGAACACGUUGUCGCAUCUUCCAGCACACGCCUCAUGUGCAGAUGAUGGAGACCAAUCGCUCUGGCUUGCAGUCCACUCGUCCAACGCGGCGGAACGCGACGUCGCGCUCCGGUCAAUCCUUUCGAAAAUUGACACCAGCCUCAUUGCACCAGGGUUGGGAGAGGUGGGAAUAAUAGAUGACCGAACGGAAGCACGAGAAGUGCUCAAAGGACUUGUGCUUGCGCGUCUGAGCGAUGACAGCGUCGAUGUGCUUCGCACGCUUUUUUCUGCGGAAAUGAGCAGUGAGAACGUGCUGCUGAAGCUUGCCAAGCCGGAAGAAGUGCUGGAAGCCAUCCUCGCAAAUUUUGACCUCUUUCACACGCCUUCGUCCGUCCUCAAUUUGACCAGCGAGAAUGCAGCACAACGCUUUAGCACACACCUUUCGUUCAUGGUCUCUCACGUCCUACCCAGCUGUGCCCGCUCGGGAGGCACACAUGCUGAGGAGGCAGCGCGUAAGAUCUUUGAGCGUGCAGUAUUCCCACUCUUUGCCUACACUACCAAUACUGCAUCACUCGCACAGCGAGCGUGGUGCGCACUUGCGUCAACACCCGCCACCUCUAAUGGAGGCACAAAAGCUGACAACUGGGCAACUGCUCUGCUCGUGCAGCUGCGCACGCUCUGCGGUGCGCUGGUGGCGCUCGAACGCCAAGAGGAUUUGGUAAAGGCGAACGAUCAGAUCGCUGCGUGUAUCGCGCGCGGCGCUGUAGAUGCCACACCAUUCUUUGUGGGCUGGGCUCGACGUAUGCUGACGUCGGAGAUCGCUUUAUCAGCAUCGUCACCGACGCAAUUGGCAACUGCACCUCCAGCUGCAUUGGCAUGCCUCGUCCUCAUCCACAUUGCUCAACAGCGUCUACCGCAAAAUGACGCACAACUCAUCGAGCGCGAGGAAAUUUUGCGCCUUGCGAGUGCAAUGUUCGACUCUGCACCUGUGAGCCUUUCCGUUGAAGAUGGGAAAGACGGCAGCUUCAAGGACGCUGCGCUGGCCAGUCUCGCCAACCAUAGAGGCGUGGCGCCUAAAACUGUGGCGCUGCUCGCGCUUGCGCUCGUCGCUGCGCAAACGACCUCGCUAGCCGGCGACGAAGCGAGGCUUUCGCAGCAAUUCUACAUUGGAGACGAGAGUGUCGCCGCACGCUUCGCUGACACGUGCUAUCGCAGCAUCGUCACCUUUGGCAACGGCACCCACGGCGGUCUAGCCUCCAUACACGCAUGGCAGCUACUCGGUUCUUGGCUCGCAGGGCUCAAGCAGGCCGCGUUGCCCUGCCUUGCGCAGGUGUGGACGGACAAGGGAGUAGCGACAGCGACUAGACUUCAGGCUUUGGUUCACGCCCGCGCACUCGUGCAGGCUUUUAUGCCCUCCACGACUUAUGCUGGGCAGGCUCCAGCUGUUGAUUUUCAAACCCUGAUUCCUGCAGUGCUGCAUUCGCUCGCCGACCCUGAAGAGCACAUUCGACGCGCCGCCACUGCUUGCCUUCGCAGCAUCCAAAAUGUGCAUUCCAAUCAUGGACGAUCCCAAGACCGUGCCGUCUUUGCUUUCGAUGUGAUCUAUGGUGCUGCCUCUUCGCAGCAACUGCAGUAUUUGCACGCAAACGAUGUUGCUACUUUCCUGGGCGCUGUGCUUGACACCGAUGCCGGCGCUGGCACAGGGGCAGAGGCCUUCGUGCGCGAUUCGCAGCACCUACACUCAUUCUGCACUGUGCGUUUGACGGCUACAAAAGCGGAUGGGAGGAAAGAGGCAGCAUUCAAGAAUGCUGUACUCUGCUGGCUCCUCUCGCACACAGUUUGCUGGCCCAACAAUGCGGCAAAGGUGGCACUGCUUUCCAUUUUAGAAAGUGUACGCUCGGCCCACAAACUCCAGAUCCUACUCAACGGUCUUAAAUCGCUUGUCGCUCAAGUCGAAGAGGUGCAAGUGAUUCAAGGGAAUGACCGCGAAUGCCUUCGUCUGCUCUUUGGAGUCUUCGAUCGGAGCACGCGGGCCAGCCUGGAAGGAGGUUCGGAUGCGUGGCGCUUCCUCUUGUCUUCGCUCAAAAGCCCACAGAACUUGGUUCGACAAUACGCUUGCGUUGCAUUGGCAGCGGUUUUCCAAUCCGUUCCAGCCGACCUACGCCAGCAGGCGGUACGGACAUUGGCUGCGCAGAUCGGUCUUGUACGCGAGUCAACUUCUGCUGCCUUGUCGACCUGCCUGCGACGCCUCCCAUUGGACGCCGGCAUCUUCACAGCAGCGCUUGCCCACUUCCGACACGCGACACUUGGCAACAGUGCUGCAAGCGACAUGCCACCCUCCAAAAAGCUACGCCGUACCGAGGAUGCCGCAGUGGAUAAUGGCUCAGCGGCACGCGCAUUGUCGAUUCUGCUUGAUGUUGCGCACGACCGCAAGGUGUCCCUUUCCAGCUCUCUCGUUGGUGAGCUCUUCGAGGACAUGAAGGUCAUUGUUGACCAGCGCAACAGCGGCCUCUUCAACUCCGAGCUUGUUCUCCAGCACGCUCUCGGCACACUAAAUGCCGGUCUCGGGCCUGAUAUUAACAAAGAUCCAACCAUUAUGCAGAGCUUCCGCGUAGAUGCCCUCGCCACCAUCAUCAAGCUACCUCUCAGCAGCUCGCUCUUGCACGCCGUACUCCGAUUGAUGGCCAAAGUCGCACACUAUGCGCCUGAGCAGGUUGUGCACAACGUGAUGCCGAUUUUUACGUUUGUCGGCUCUUCCGUCUUGUCGCGUGACGAUCAAGCAAGUUUCGCCAUCGUCGAGUCGACAAUCCGCGACAUUGUGCCUGCACUGACAGCGAAUGUGCGAAGCGAGCUCAAGGGCGCCGACGAAUUUGCACUCUUCCUCCGCUGCCGCGACUUUUUACGCAUUUUCACCGGCGCUGCCAACCAUAUGCCUCGCCACCGACGUACAUCGGUGUUCAAGCUGCUCAUCGACGUGUUAGGACCUGCAGACUUCCUUGGCCCUACACUCAUGCUACUUAUCGACCGGCACACCAACAAGAUCCUCAAGUCGAGCCGCAGUGAUGCGCGAGAUGUUGCACUUGAAUUACCGCUUGCCGUCUUUGCACAGUACGGCCAGGCGAUGCAAGGAAAGGCGCUGACGCAGUGCUUACAAGAGGUCGAAAGACUGGUAGCUAUUGGUGAAGCAGACCCGAUCACUGCGGCUUCUUCAGUGUUCCUCGACCGCCUGGCAGACACGAAUUCAGAGCACGCACCGGCGCUUCAGAAUGGUCCGCGACAGGGGGCAGCCAUCCUGUCUUUCAUUGCAAGAGCUAUUGCAGCGUCUGAACCAUCUCAAGAAAUUCUUCAGCUUGCCUCCCAGAAGGCUCUAGCGUAUGCAGAUACCUCACUUACACCUGUCAAUACAGUUAGUGAACGGCUUCUUGAACAUUGCACGACAUCCAUGCCAUCCGACAGUCAUGUUGCAUUUGUCCUUGAGCUCUUGCGGGUAAAGAAGACUGUGCCGCGUGGUAUCAACCUUUUGCUUCGCCGUUGCGAAGUGGGAAGCUUUGCUGAUCGUGCGUCUAUCGGCGAGCACCUUGGCGACCUGACGCCUGUCACGAUUCUGGCUGCAGGAAGCGAGUCAGUUGACUUGGCCGGGAGCGCUUCACGUCUGUUGCUCCUACUCAGCGAGGACGCCAAAUCACAGGAUGGAGCCUCCUGGGCACCAAGCUUGCCCUCCCUCAUCGCUCUUGCGCGGACCUCCAGUGCUCAUCAAGGUAUUCUCCUUGGCACCUUGUCCAACCUUGUGCCGAAAUUGGGCCCACGCUUGAUCCCACAGCUCUCACAGAUGGUGUCCGUCUGCGAGGCGGCUCUUGAAAAGCGGUGCCCCGAAGGGGUCCUGCAGUCUGCCCUCCAGCUGCUCAACCGCUUGUCCAAGACCUCGCCCACAUUCAUGACAUCCAACCUUCAAACCGUCAUAAGGCUAAACAUCGACUUGACCGUCGCUUCGAGGGGAUCGCCGCAACCACUAGCAAGCACUUUAACUCGGUACUACCAGCCCGAGGAAAUCUUGACAUGCCUCAGCGCUCUAUGGGACCAAAAGGUGUCUGCUGGAACUUUGCCGUUGAUUGCUAUCCUUGACCUACUGCGCCGGCUACUAUCGCAUGUCAAUCGCACUACUACAGCAAGGAUUUACAAGCACGUCUUCCGGUUCAUUCUCAAAGUCUUCGAUCUGCGCCAGGUCAACAACUCCACCACAGAAGUCGAUAAGACUGAAGCAGCCUGCAGCCGUGCCUUCAUCCAGAUGAUCCUCAAGCUAAACGAGAACACCUUCCGGCCAUUAUUCUUGCGCCUUUACGACUGGGCUGCAGUUGAUCUGGUGGAGGAGGGGCUUCCUCUGAAGGACGCACGGGUCAGAUCGCGCUGCCUGACAUUCUAUUGCUUCUUUACAAAGCUCCAAGAUCAGCUGAAGGUUCUCGUCGCGAGCUACUACGCAAUUGCGCUAGACUUUACUCUAGAGGGACUCACAGCCCUUGCCGAUGGAGUCAUUGACGACAGAGCUCUGUGGGCUGCGAUGAUGGCCAGUCUAGCUAAAAGCGCGCAACACGAUGAAGGCAACUUUUGGAAUACUGCGCGUGCUGGGCGUACCGUCCCAGUCCUUGUGCAGGGUCUCAAUAUCGCAGGAGAAUAUGGCGUGGACAUGGUCGCUAAAGAGACAGCAACUGCGCUGUGCGCAAUCGCACAAGUCGUUCCAGAAGACGCAGUGCUCCAAACAUUUAACCGCGAGCUUCUCAUUAAGGCGCGCUCAUCGCAGACGGAGACUGUGCUUGCUGCGCUGAUUGUCCUGGAGACAUUCUGGAGUACCGUGGGUGAAGACCUGCUGUCUUUGGUGCCCGAGACCGCCCCCUUCCUCAGUGAGGUACUCGGCAGGGCUGAUGUUGAGAUUGUCGAGCACGCUCAAGAUCUCGUGCGUGCAAUUGAGCGCGUGCUCGGCGAGCCUCUGGAUCAAUACCUUUUAUGAACAUGGCUAUAGAACCUCUCUUCUUGAAUCACACAUCCAAUUUCAC
Messenger RNA from Tilletiaria anomala UBC 951, 7151 nucleotides. RefSeq lists its product as uncharacterized. The coding region runs from base 176 to 7105 and encodes 2309 amino acids. Gene Ontology annotation, cellular component: t-UTP complex; 90S preribosome; small-subunit processome. Lineage: Eukaryota; Fungi; Basidiomycota; Exobasidiomycetes; Georgefischeriales; Tilletiariaceae. Gene Ontology annotation, biological process: positive regulation of transcription by RNA polymerase I; maturation of SSU-rRNA from tricistronic rRNA transcript (SSU-rRNA, 5.8S rRNA, LSU-rRNA). The record is from RefSeq and is a predicted model, not a curated record. The transcript is spliced from 4 exons. Gene Ontology annotation, molecular function: protein binding; snoRNA binding.